UCGGCUCCGCUCGGGCCGCACUCGGCUAUUUCCGCCUCUUUGUUUUAAACUCCGGGCCGAGCCCUUUAAAUCCCCCUUUUUUCUUUUUAAAAUUUUCUUGGGAAAGGGAAGAGGGGCCGGUGUUUCCCUCCGCCUCGCGUUUCCGACUCCUCUGCUCUCUGCCCUGCGGUGGCGCUCGGAGAAGGACGGGCCGGGGAGCGGAGGGUCGGCGGCGGCGGGGGGAGCCCCCGCUGUAGCCCCGAGCGGCGGCCGCGCCCCCCCCGUCAGGACUCAGAUAUUGAUUUCAGGAUUCAAAAUAGGAAGAGGUCUCUGGAUGGCAGACUCUGAAAAGAAAUGCUGUUUUAAGAGUGUUUACAAAACUCCUAAAGAAAGUGAUGCUAAGAAUUAGGGAAGAUGUUAUUGCUAUUUUCUACACAACCUGUGGACAGAAAUCAAGAGAUUUUCCUUUCUUGGCUUUGGCUUUCUAAAAUCUAAAUUAAGGAAGCAAUUCAAGUUUUCUGCAAAGUCUGAGCAUUUAUGUUAUCUGACUGAACUGACAUCUUGACACCAAAGAUGCUAACAAGGAAGAUUAAGCUUUGGGACAUUAAUGCCCAUAUAACCUGUCGUCUGUGCAAUGGAUACCUGAUUGAUGCUACUACUGUAACAGAAUGCUUGCAUACCUUCUGUAGAAGCUGCCUAGUGAAAUAUUUGGAGGAAAACAACACCUGUCCAACGUGUAGGAUUGUUAUACAUCAGAGCCACCCAUUACAGUAUAUUGGUCAUGACAGAACAAUGCAAGAUAUUGUUUACAAACUUGUGCCAGGCCUCCAAGAAGCGGAAAUGAAAAAGCAAAGGGAGUUUUAUCACAAACUGGGCAUGGAAGUUCCAGGGGACAUCAAAGGGGAGACAUGUUCUACAAAACAGCACCUAGAUUCUCAUCGAAAUGGUGAAACUAAAGCAGAUGAAAAUAUAAAUAAAGAAACUUCAGAGGAAAAACAGGAAGAGGAUAAUGACUACCACCGAAGUGAUGAACAGGUAAGCAUCUGCUUGGAGUGCAAUAGCAGCAAACUGCGUGGAUUGAAACGAAAAUGGAUUCGUUGUUCUGCACAAGCAACAGUCUUGCAUCUAAAGAAGUUUAUUGCCAAAAAACUCAACCUUUCUUCUUUUAAUGAGCUGGACAUAUUAUGCAAUGAAGAGAUUCUUGGCAAGGACCAUACGCUCAAGUUUGUAGUUGUUACUAGAUGGAGAUUUAAGAAAGCACCUCUACUGCUACAUUAUAGACCCAAAAUGGACUUGCUGUAAGGGAACUUUAUUGUCCUUCUGGACAGAGCUUUUUGCAGAGACUAUCAUCUGGCACCUUCUUAGUGCGUCACUAAUCACAUGACACAAACCAGCUGAAUAAUUUUGGAAGACUGGAGGGCUUUCAUAGUGGGCUGUCCUGAAUAUUUCUUCUAGGGAUGUGUUACCUAGACUUCUGGGCAGACAAUAUUUAUACUUUUUUUGUAUGGAAGAAAGAAGUUUCAACUCAGCAAGACACUACCAGCAUUAAGUUUACAGAUACUGAAAACACUUCACAGUUCCAUGUAGCUCAGCCUGAUUUGUCUCUUACGGUUACACACAGAAAAAAAGUUUGAGUGUUGUGGGGUGAUAUAAAUAUGUUGCUUUUGACACCAAGUUGCAUUUAGUUACUUCUUGCAUUCUAAAUCUUUAAAAACUAUAUUUUUGCAAAGUGUUAUUGUCUUAUAUAGUAUGCCUGAUUGCAUUGGCUUUAUUCAAGUUAUUCUGUAGAGCAUUGAACAUACCUGAUAAUACAGUGACUGGUGAUAAUUUAUUAUGCUGCAUUGAAAACUUAAGAAGAUCUGGGAAACCAGUAAAUUUGUCAUUUUUGCCCAGUUAUUGCUCUCCCUCACCUUGUGUUUUAAUAAAGUUUUGAUACUUCUGUAUACGUGUUAAUUUGGUAAGACUAAUAGAAAUAAUUUCAUUUGAUUUUAAUGUGCUGUGAUCUAUAUUUUGCUAUGGUAUAAAUUGCACCACGUAAUGACAAAUACUCACAAGUGCUAGAUUUGUGAAUUUCUUAAAAAAUAAACAUUUCUUAUGUAUUUGUGGCUUGCAGAAAUCAGUUUUUAAUUUAGAGAGAAUUUGGUAUCACUAGCUAUUGAAAAAGUGGCUCUUGGACAAGUAUUGCGGAUUUUUCAUUUCACUGAUUAAAACUUAUGGGCAGCUUUAAAUUUCUUCAGCUGUUUUCUUAUGAAACCAUGGCAUUUUCCUUGCUGCAAUUCCUAACUUACAUGGGAUGGGGAGGAAGGGGGAGUCAAGACAAGAUUAUUUUAGCACCUUUUGGCCUUAACUAGUAAUUUUGCUUGCAUCAGCCCUAAUGGAUGCAAGGUAAUACACAUUAAUGUAUGUAUGGGUACAUACAUCUGUAUACACAUAUAACUAUUUAUGUUAUAGAAAGAACCCUCAAUGGCACUUAGCAGGGCUCACUGCACUUUUUGUAAGGCUUUUGGAAAUAAUUGGCUUUUAAAAAACUGUAGUUGAAAGUGAUUUCUGCAAGCUAUAUCCACUGUGUAUCGUCCAUAGUACAAUUGUAAGAACAUUUGUCUGACGCAGGUGUGAAGUCACUGAAAACAGUGUAUGCCCUAUUAUUGCCAGCUGGAAAUAGUUAACCUGAUUUUUGGAAGGAAUUUUUUCCUAUCAGCUGAAAAUGCUAGUUGCUAUUCCUAUUAUUAAACCCUGUUAUUUUUUGAUAAAUUGUCUUUGGAUAAGUAGCUCUGCUUCCUCUUGCUGUGCUCUUUUGCUUCUUCUGCUAGAAAGUGCUACUUAGUAACCGGAAGCUGAUACUGCAAGAGAUUUAUCUAAGCAUUUUAAAUAUUCUUCCUCUUGAGUUUUCAAAGCCCUACAUUCCUCAGCACAUUUCCCUUAAUGUCCCUCUCGUGGCUUCAGUUCUCCUUUCCCAGCUCAGCUGCUGCUUGUGCUUACCUUUGACAACAGGGCUCCUUAUUUUUGAUUACAGUCAGAGAUGUGAGUAGCAAGGAAAUGAAAAAGAAAUUAUGUGAGCAGAGAAUGAAAGGGAGCCUCCUGAAUUGUGGAGAUGGAAAGGAGAGCCACACAAUGGCCAGAACAUGCUGCUGUCCUUGCGGGUGAAAGUCUUAAGAUAGCUGCAUUUGAAUGUUUAGGUUACCCAGAACUCCACAUCUGGUUCUUGUGUGGUGUUUGUGUGCAUGUCUGUGAUUCAUGGAAUCAAAUUUGGCUCUGAUUUUGUCUUGCUGUUUGUGUAUUUUCAGCUUUUUUUUCUGUCUUUAGCAUUACUUGAUCUGGCAGAAAAGAGCAAACAAGAUCAUGUGUCUACCAUUUUUAAAACUUUCCAUGAAAGCAGUCAAUGCAGGUGGUGUGGAUGUGUACACAAGCUGACAUAAUGGGCCUCUCUGGAGCUGUUUCUUACGUGAUUGUUACUGUUCUAGUGUAAAUAAGAGGCUGGCUUUGCCACUGAGGCCCUGAGAAUGUGGACAGGACUGUAAGGGUCCCGGCUCUGUGCACCCAUAGUAUACACACAGUGGCUGUACCUGAUGUAGACAUUGACCUAAAGCUGCCAGACAGCAUUCUGAUUAACCACCUUAAUCAGAAUAUAUAUAUAUAUAUAUAUAUAUAUAUGUACACACACAAACAAAAAUAUAUAUACAUAUACACAUAUAAAUGAGAUCUGUCUACCUCAAGUGUGUGUACUGCAGGAAACUUUUGUAUGACUAGAUACUGACGCAGUGCUGUUAAAGUACAUUGGGAUUUCAUUUCUUCCUUAUGUACUUGAGCAACUGAGAAAUUAAUUACGAAUACACGAAUUCAGAAGCCUUUCAAAUCUAUCUCUUGCUGUAACAACUUACAAUACAAAACUCAUAAGUUUAUAACCAUCCUUAGAAUCACUUGAAUUUGUUAUGGUGCUAUCAGUAUAUAGAAAACUCUGUUUAUAUGGAUACAUAAAUUCAAGCCAGUAUUAAUACCUAUAGCUGGGGUUUUUGCUUGUAAUUGUGUGUAACUGCUUUUGCAAUGUGUUUAAUCUGAUAAAACCACAUCAGUUUAAAAAAAAAAAAAACACAAAAAAACCAAAAAAAAAAAAAAAAAAAACAAAAAAAACAAAAAAAACCGAACGAAGAAAACCAAACAAAAAACCCCCAAACCAACAGGAAACUCCAAAAUUACUCAGUUGUUUUUCUAAAUCACAUGUGAUAACAUCUUCACUACAAAAAUUGCCCUCGGAAGUGGUGUGACUCUGUCUGUACCAUAUGUUAGUCUCACUAAAAGACUACAGUGUAGAGCGAGGUCUUCUUUGGGUCAGAGCCUUGUUGAAUUUCUGUGACACUUAAGAGACAAUUUAUAUCAAGAUUAUAUUGGGUAAAGUAACCCUGAUACUGUUGAAAGUUGGACUAAAAUUUGGAUUCGACCAUACAUAUUUCUUAGUCCUGAUGAGAUCAUGGUAGUUGAUUUUGGCUUUUGUGAAGAUGCCAUUACUGUGAAGUAGUUUUUACAAUUUCUUAUGCUGGUAAAUAGUUGCAGUAAGGAAGUAUCUUGUUGCAUUAUCCUCAGCAGCAGUGAGACUGAUGAAUCACCUGGGCUUAGAGUCUCAUUAAGUAUACUUUCAGUAAAAAUAAAGAAUUCAGAUAGAAUAUAUAAUACUGAAUUUAAAUAAGAUUUGGGGGUUUAAAUUUUAACUUUAUAAAAUUAUUUAUUCUAUUUUAAGCCUUCUGUCUUAUUUUACCAUCCAAGUAUUUUUGGUUUUAGUGGUCCAGCUUUAUUUACGGGCAUAUAAAUUGAAAUUGUAAGAUGUUUCUACAAGCUUCUUCAUUUUACAUUGAGUAGCUUAUCAUCUGUAUGUUUUUAUUUUGUAUGGAUAAAGAGCAUUACUUAUGCUUUUGUGCAAUAGGUUUGAAACAUGCAUUUAUUAGGCUUAUGUUUAAAUUGUAAAUGUAGCAUCUACUUACCAUUACAUUUAAAAGGAAUGUAGAUGGCUUUUCUCACUUGUUCAAAUGGAGUUUUAUUUGGGGCUGUUAUUUGGGGGUGGGCGUGUGUGUUUUAUGCUUUGUUCCAUUUUUUAUUUUAAGAGUGAAAUGGGGGAUUUAAAAUAUCUGUAAGUACAAGAACUAUCUGUCAGCAAUAUUUUAAAAUAAAUGAUCUUGCAAGAAACCUUAAUGUGAAUUGUGGAAGCAAUCUACAAGACUUGCAGCCUAUCUGAAAAUGUUUUGUGCCAUUGUUAGGUCUGGUAUAUUUGUGUACCAUCAUACCUGGGAAUAUUUUUUUCUACGGUUGUGCAAUAGUAUACACAACACUGUCACUCAGGAGAUAUGGGACCGUAAAAAAUAUCAGACUACAACUAUGAUGGUGCUAUUUUUUCCAAUAGGCUAUGAGCCUUUGAAAGCUUAUGUGGCUCUUAUUGUCUUUAUAACAACACAGUUCUAGGGGAUUUACAGAUUUUUUUUUUUCUACUAGAUGAUAAAUAUAACUUGCUGUUUUACAGCAUUCUGCAUAUUACGUUGAGAUAAAUAUAAUAGGAAAAAGCCAACCAGUCUGUACAUCAGUGAGAUGAAUCUUAGGUACACAUUUUGUACAGAAGGCUUUACUGAACAGAAAAAUCAAGUUUCUGCUUUUCCUCAGGUAAUCACUUCAGUUUGGAUGUUUCACUGAAAGCGUUAAUGCAACUUUAGUUAGUCUGCCUAAAGUUGAUAACAGAAAUUGUUCUGCACACGAGUCUCCCUACAUAAGAUACAAUUAGAUGUUACUUGGGUCUUGAGAUCCAUUUUUGAAGAAGUUGCAGAGAGCAACAAUAAAGAAUAUGGAACAAUGCUUCAAUCUCUGCUCUCAUCAAAACUUGCAGUCAGGACAAAAAUUACCUAGCAACUUGGGUCUUGUGGCAAAUCAACAGGUAGUGUUUUACCUGUUUUAUUUAUAUACAAAUUAAAGGUAUAACUCUACUAUUUGUUCCAUAUUUUAUCCUACUUAGAGUUUUUUGGAAAUCUUUUGAAGCCACAAUGACCUGUCCAUGUCCUGGUGGUAGGAUAGGAACUACAUGUCCAAUUCUAUGAACAUCUACAUUGGUAACUUUACUAAUAACCUGGAUGGUUCCACAGAAACCAGUGGGAUCAUUCAUUCAAACAGAGGUGUGGCUGAAGGAAGAACUCCUGAGUUUUGAGUACUGAUACUCCACUAUUUUUGUUAUUUCUGUUUGAAAUGGAAAGUAUUGGUUUGAUGGAAUCUUUAAUUCAAGUGACUUAUCUGGACAAAAGGAAAGUUUGUUCUUUCCUUCUGCAAACAGGAUCAUUUUGCAGUUAAGGGACAAUUAGCCAGUGCAACCACUAAGCCUUUUAUCCUCAUAUAUGGCAUAAUAAAGAUUCUGGAACUGUCAGAGUGUAAAACCAUAUUUUUGGCUUAGCUUCAUUUAAAAGUUUACAAUUUUUUAUGCUUUGUGUUGCUGUGUAAUUUCUGUACUACUGGUGGCUAGUUUUGUCUGAAUAAGCCUUUUGGGGAUUAAUGCUUAAUGUUUUGAUUUUAUGAUAGUGAAGCUUGUAUCCAGUGUUUUGCCAAUGAAUACUAUAUGCUUGUUAAUAAAAGCAGAGAAACUAACUGAAA
This is a messenger RNA of Pyrgilauda ruficollis (rufous-necked snowfinch), 6594 nucleotides long. RefSeq names its product polycomb group ring finger 3 (gene PCGF3). Lineage: Eukaryota; Metazoa; Chordata; Aves; Passeriformes; Passeridae. Gene Ontology annotation, cellular component: PRC1 complex. The record is from RefSeq and is a predicted model, not a curated record. The transcript has 14 exons. Gene Ontology annotation, biological process: regulation of transcription by RNA polymerase II. Bases 553 to 1281 code for a protein of 242 amino acids.